This is a messenger RNA of Scheffersomyces stipitis CBS 6054, 2758 nucleotides long. RefSeq names its product AAA family ATPase (gene SEC18). Gene Ontology annotation, molecular function: ATP hydrolysis activity; ATP binding. Gene Ontology annotation, cellular component: Golgi stack. Lineage: Eukaryota; Fungi; Ascomycota; Pichiomycetes; Serinales; Debaryomycetaceae. Gene Ontology annotation, biological process: intra-Golgi vesicle-mediated transport; SNARE complex disassembly; Golgi to plasma membrane protein transport. The record is from RefSeq and is a predicted model, not a curated record. The transcript has a single exon. The coding region runs from base 103 to 2487 and encodes 794 amino acids.
UACAAUCACAAUCACAAUCGGCUUAGCUAAGAAUAGGAAAGUGUUGUGACUUUGUAUUAGAAGACUUCCGUGCAUUUUUCCCUUCCACAACCAGAAUUCACUAUGGAAAGACUUGGAUUCCGUAGAGUCUCCAACAGCCCCACACAGCCUGGGGCCCCUACCAUCACCCACCUGAGGCCCAAUGUUGCCACCUCGGGUCCGGUUUCAAACGCCGGCGUACCUCACUUCAAGAAGAGCUUUGUAGUCGACCAGUCUCCUGACAAUCGGAUCGUUUCAUCGAACUGUGUUGCAGUAAAUCCUGGCGACUUUGCCAGUUUUCCCAAUAGAACUCCAUUUCUGUUUGACGCGGAGUUUGUGUAUUCGAUCGAGAAAGACGAACGCAUGGCCCCUGGUUCUGUUGGGAUGGGUGGGAACAUUCGAACAUGGGGCUCCUGGUCCAGAGGUCAGCUGAUAACUGUAGAAUCGUAUAAUAUCUUUGCCAACGGCAAUACCCAGCAGUCGUACUUGGGCCAAGUCGAAAUUCUCAUAGACUUCAAACAAAAGAGUAAAGCCAGCUCUGCUGCAAUCGUUCAUGACGAACUUGUGGACAUAUUUUUGAAGAGCUAUGAAAACCAGAUCUUGCAACCAACGCAGAAAAUCAUCAUGGACUUCAAGGGUGUCUACUAUGAGUUGUAUAUUUCAUCUGUACAGGUGAUCGAUAUUAGUAACAACGAUCACUUACCUUCGAUUAAAGACCUGACUGAUUUGGCUUCAAAAGGCAUCUUGCUCCGUCAAACCGAUGUCAUUUUCUAUCCUGAGGACAAGUCGCUCAUCAACUUGGUCAAACCUACUUCUUUGAAACAGAAGAUUCUUGGAGGUUCCACGCACCACAAGCCACGUGCCCGCAAGCAGCUUAUCAACUCCGACUUCAAGCUCGAGGAUUUGGGCAUUGGUGGUUUGGAUGCCGAGUUCCAGGACAUCUUCAGAAGAGCAUUCAACAGUAGAAUAUUGCCUCCAGAGAUCGCUGAGAAGUUGGACUACAAGCACUGUAAGGGUUUGUUACUCUUCGGACCUCCAGGAACAGGAAAAACGCUUAUAGCUCGUAAGUUGAGUAAAAUGUUGAAUGGUAGAGAACCCAAGAUCGUCAACGGGCCGGAGAUGUUGAGUAAAUACGUGGGGGCAUCUGAAGAAAACAUCCGUAAUUUGUUUAAGGAUGCCGAACAGGAGUACAAACAAAAGGGCGAAGAUUCCGACUUGCACGUUAUAAUUUUUGACGAGUUGGAUUCUGUUUUCAAGCAGAGAGGCUCAGGUAAAUCCGACGGAACUGGUGUAGGCGACAAUGUAGUCAACCAAUUGUUGUCCAAAAUGGAUGGUGUAGAUCAAUUGAAUAACAUCUUGGUGAUCGGUAUGACGAAUAGGUUGGACUUAAUCGAUACGGCCUUGUUGAGACCAGGCAGAUUUGAGAUCCAGAUCGAAAUCUCGUUGCCAGACGAAAAGGGUAGAAGAGAUAUCUUGUUGAUUCACACGGCCAAGUUGCGAGAAAAUGAUUUGUUGACCUCAGAUAUCGACUUUGACGAACUUUCUUCGCUCACAAAGAACUUCACUGGUGCCGAGUUGGAAGGUUUGUGCAAUUCCGCCAAGUCUUUCGCAAUCACCAGACACGUGAAGUCUGGCUCUAUAGCUCAGAUCGACGUAGACUCGAUCAGAAACUUAAAGAUUACUCGUAAUGACUUCUUGCUAGCAUUGAGCGAAGUCAAGCCGGCUUUCGGUACAGAUGAGGAGGACUUGACUCUCGCUGCUAGACACGGUAUCAUCCAGUUCAGCCACUUCAUCAAGAACAUCUUCGAGACUGGCCAGUCUAUCAUUGACUUGGUCAAGUCCAGCGAAACUGAAACUUUACGUAGUCUUUUGUUAUAUGGGCCACCUGGUGUAGGUAAAACAGCCAUAGCCAGUACUCUAGCUCUCAAUUCUGAUUUUCCUUUCAUCAAGAUGUUGUCGGCUGAGAGUUUGGCUGGUAUGGGUGAGUUGCAGAAGAUUCAGUAUAUAGAUAACACCUUCAGAGACGUCUACAAGUCGCCCUUGAACAUCUUGCUCAUCGACAAGAUCGAGACCUUGAUCAAUUACGUACCUAUUGGACCCAGGUUCUCCAACGAUAUUCUCCAGUUGUUAAUGGUUUAUUUAACCAAGAGUCCUCCAAAGGGCAGAAGAUUGUUGAUCAUUGGUACUACUUCGCAAUACUCAGUGUUGAAGCACAUGAAUUUGGUAGACUCGUUUAACGACGCUGUGGCUGUUCCACCAAUCAGAACGGUUGAAGAAAUCGGCAAGGUAUUGGAUAAGUUGGGCUUCAUGAGCGCUUCAGAGAGACACGAGAUCUUGAACCAGUUGGGCAAGUUCGAUGUCAACAUCGGCAUCAAGAGGUUAAUCGACUCCAUCAUGGUUUCGGCUUACGCUAAAGAAGGAGUCGAUGAUGUUGUUACGAAUAUCAUGGAUAAAAUGAGACUUGAAUAGUUUGUUCGGUUUGCCUUUGCAAGAAAUAUAUAUAAUACAGUGUACGUUUCAAAAAUAUAAUGAAGUUACAUGAGACUUUAGUUGGCUUCUUUGCUCUCUUAAUAGGCUUGACUUUUGGAAGUUCCCUUACUUGUGUAUUAUUCUUGAUGUUUCAUUGUUAUCUUAUCAAUUCAAAUGGAAUGGCCAACAAUUUAAAUUCAGUGAUCGGAAUAUCAUUAAGUAGGCUUGAUCUAUAGUUUAGGUAUUUGACGUUUUUUUUAUAUUUCCUUGG